AUGUUGGGAUCAUCAACAGGAUCUUCGGGGUUCAGUUUUGGCUCAAACACCGCUAGCAAUAGUAAUACUGGGGGCCUUUUUGGAACACAGCAGUCAUCAGGACCAUCGUUUGGAGGUACUUCUAAUACAACUACGCAACAACCUGGAGGAGGAUUAUUUGGUGGUAAUACAGCACAGCCAACACCUACAACAGGUGGUCUCUUUGGAAGAACAGCAGCAGCGUCAACAGGUACUUCCAACAACUCCAAUUUGUUUGGAUCCACAACUGGUACUGGUACUGGUGGUAGUUUAUUCGGUAAUAAUGCUACUAGCGUUGGAGCUGGGUCUCUUUUGAAAAGACCUUCCUCUGCUGGUCCUGCUCCUUCUGCUUCAGGAGCAGGAGGGGCUUUUGGUUCUGGAGGAUUAUUUGGAGGUAACCAAAACGCCGGUGCUGCAACUGGAGGUCUUUUCGGUAAUAAACAAACAGGCCCUACAUCUACUGGUGGACUCUUUGGAUCGAAUACAAGCACAGGUACCACAACAACUGGAGGGGGGUUGUUUGGUGGUUCUAAUGCUGCUAGUGGUGGGACUUCUAACACUUCUGGUUUAUUUGGAACAGGAGCUAAUAAUAAUAAUAAUAAUAAUAAUAAUAAUGCCACUACUACUGGUGGUGGAUUGUUUGGUAGUACAACAGGAGCAACAACUGGGGGAGGUUUAUUUGGUAGUAAUAAUGCUGCUUCAACUGGUGGACAAUCUGGAAGUUUAUUUGGUGGUGGAGCUGCUAAACCUACAGGAGGGCUUUUCAGUGGUAAUAAUGCCACCACCUCCACUUCUGGAGGGAUGUUUGGUGGAUCGAAUACCACAGGAGGCGGUCUUUUUGGUGGUGGUGCUUCGACUUCAAACAAUAUCAAUUCUGGAGGAUUAUUUUCCAAGCCUAAUAAUUUGGGUGGAAUGAAUAGUACAGCACCUGUGAACCCAUUACAAGGCUUACCAUUAACAGCCAUGACUAGAGUAAGCGAUUUACCUCCACAAUUGAAACAGAAAUUAGAAGAAUUUGACAAAUAUGUCAAUACACAACAUGAAAUUGCCAAAGUAUUGGAACAAGAUAAGACCAAACAUAAUCAAAUGAUUCAAUCUAUACCGCAGGAUAUUGAUUAUUUGCAGAAUAAACUUUUAAAUACCAGUCAAGCUUUAAACUUUGAUCAAAUCGAAUUGGUUCAAUUCAAAGAGUUGAAUUAUGAACUUAUAGAUGACAUGAAUAACAUUCAACAAUUAAUAGUCCAAUUGAGCAAACCAGGUACCAAAUUAUCGUCAUCUUUCCAAUUACAUGAAUUUUUUUUGAAGAAAAUAAAGAAAUUCAAUACUGUAUUGGCUGAAUACGAACGUUUGAUCAAUGAAUUGAACUUACUUUUAGGUUCCUUAGAAAAUGGAUUCGAAAAGGGUAAGGGGAAUUUGGCUCAAGUUGUAUUAGUGGUUAAAUCACAGUAUAAUUUAUUCUUGGAGGUAUGUGAGAAUAUGGCAUUAUUGCACAAGGAGAUCUCCAAGAAAGUAGCUACUGCAUAA
Molecule: messenger RNA, 1542 nt
Organism: Lizanozyma spartinae
Lineage: Eukaryota; Fungi; Ascomycota; Pichiomycetes; Serinales; Debaryomycetaceae
Gene: NUP49
Product: FG-nucleoporin
Exons: 1
Coding region: 1-1542 (513 amino acids)
Biological process (GO): nucleocytoplasmic transport
Cellular component (GO): nuclear pore
Molecular function (GO): structural constituent of nuclear pore
Source: RefSeq, a predicted model, not a curated record